Messenger RNA from Nomia melanderi (Alkali bee), 759 nucleotides. The record is from RefSeq and is a predicted model, not a curated record. NCBI's taxonomy places the organism in Eukaryota, Metazoa, Arthropoda, Insecta, Hymenoptera, Halictidae.
GACAGCCCGUCCAGGAUCGCGCGGAAGGGGCACGGGCCGAGCGGCGAGCGGGCACGUGACGAACACCUCGAGAAGGGGGACGCUGGGAAACCGGAGAACCUCGCGGAGAAACCGGUGACCACCGUCACCGUAGUGCAACGCAAGUCGCCGUCGCUGACCAUCAGGAGCUUCCCGAAGAACGCCGCGCACGAUAACCAAACUCAGGACAAGUCGGAGGCGCGUUGCAGCUCGACGCUACCGUACGCCAUCUCGAAAUGGCCUGAUCAGAAACCGUCGAGCGAAUCGACUGUCAGAAAAUCCCGAUUGAGCAUAAAAUCCGAGUCGGAAUCCGGCAUACACGGCAAACUGUCCUUGUCUUCGUCGCCCCACGAGGUGCGCCGCAAACUCUCUCUGCUGGAAGAGAAGCGAGCCAUCUUUCAGCGCCGGUUGUUCGACACCAGCCGAGAUUCCGAUUCCGGGGAAACCGUGGUCGCCGUUGAUCUCGACGACGAAGAGAGGAGGAGGUCGUUGGAGCCUAAACGCGAAGAGACCACCAAGAAAAGGGCGAGACACAUCAGCGUGAAGAAGUUCGACACGUUCUCCACGUUCGAGGGAACGUUCGACGAAGAGACCGGUGUCGGCUACCUGGCGGGCAUCGAGGAGGAUUACACCGAAAGCUACGACCGGCAGAACGACUAUCCGCUUCCGACCACCAUGGGGCCCAUGGUGGGCGCCGCGGACGUCGCGGAGAAGGCCAAAUUCGCCAGCCAGGACAGCACG